UUCUCCUCCAAUCCAUACGCAGAGUCCGGAGUCUUUCCUUGGAGAAAAGGCAGAGGUUCUUUCCCGAGUUUCUCAGAGCUGUAUACCGCACAGGAAAUAUUUUUAUAAAUAUUUUACUGAGCUAUGGCAGCCAAAGGCGUGGGUAAGACCAGAGGCACAAUCUAUGACUUUCCUGGUUUUGAUGCCAAGCAAGAUGCUGAGACGCUUCACAAGGCCAUGAAGGGAUUUGGAACUGAUGAAGAUAUCAUAUUGGACCUACUGACGCAGAGAAGUAAUGCCCAGCGGCAGGAAAUUAUUUGUGGCUAUAAAACUGUGAUUGGAAAGGACCUGAUUGAUGAUCUGAAGUCUGAGCUGUCAGGAAAGUUUGAGUCACUAAUUGUUGCUCUCAUGCUUCCCCCUGAUCACUAUGAUGCCAAGGAGCUGCGCGAUGCCUUGAAGGGUGUUGGGACAUCUGAGGACGUUUUGAUUGAAAUCUUAGCAUCGCGCAGUGAUGAACAAAUCCACCAGAUUGUGGCAGCUUAUAAAGAAGACUUUGAAUCUGAUUUGGAGGAGGAUCUCGCCUCAGACACAUCAAACUACUUUCAACGAGUUCUGGUUUCCCUGGUUCAGGGUAACAGAGAUGUUGCUGGAGCCGAUCUUUCUCAAGCAGAAGAGGAUGCAAAGGCUCUUUAUGAAGCUGGUGAAAAUGCCUGGGGUACAGAUGAAGAACGAUUCAUUGCCAUUCUCUGCUCCAGGAGCAUCCCUCAUUUGUUGGCAGUGUUCAAAGAGUACCAGAAGAUAAAUGACAUUGAUCUCGAGGACAGCAUUGCAAGCGAAUGUUCGGGAAAUCUGCAGCGUGUUAUGUUGGCCAUUGUCAAAUGCGUGAAGAACACACCAGCCUAUUUUGCAGAGAAACUUUACAAUGCUAUGAAGGGUGCUGGCACAGAUGACAGUACUUUGAUGAGAAUUAUGGUGUCUCGCUCUGAAAUUGAUCUUGCGGAUAUCAAGGCUGCUUACAAAGCCAAGUAUGAGGAGACUCUCCACUCUACAAUUGUGGGAGAUACAAGUGGAGAUUAUAAAGAUACUCUAGUGAAGAUCUGUGGUGGAGAUGACUGAAGCUUCCUUGUUCUCAGAGAAUGGACCACAAAUGUUUUGACUAUCACGUGUUGUAGUUGUCAUGCUUUCUAUAUACAGUGUUUUCUAAAGGCAUUCAGCCCCCAACUCUUCAUUCACAUAAAUGGAAUAUUACAACCAGGGAUUUUGAUCAAUUUAACUGAGAAUUUUUAUUCAUGAAUUGCAUUUUGCUUUUUUUUUGUACAAAGUAGAGCCCAAAAAACAGUAAAAUUGAAAAGCUUGAAAAACUUAAAAAUUUCAAAAACUGAAAUGCCUGCAGUCCCAAAAUAUUUAUCCCCUUUGCUCAGUACUUAGUUGAAUCAUCUCUCAUAGCUACGACCGACUACAAAACCUCUACGAGCUUUGCACUACAUAAUGGAGCAUGAUUUGCCCGUACUUCCUUGGAAAAAUAGCUCGAGUUGUGCCAGGUUCAUUUGGGGGUGGUGGUGGACGGCUAUCUUGAGAUCUUGCCAGAGAUGUUUGAUCAAGUUAAGAUUGGGACUCUUACUAGACCACGCAAGGACAUAUUUUCUACAUUUGAAGCCACUCCACAGUUCCUCUUCCUCUGGCUGUGUGCUUUGGGUCAUUGCCCAGCUGAAAGAUGAACUUCCUCCCCAGUUUAAGCUUUCUGGAAGAUGCGAGCAAGUUUUUGUCCAGGGUCUCUUUGUAUUUAGCAGCAUUCAUUUUCCCAUCAAUCCUGAGCAGAUUUUCAGUCCCUGCUGCUGAAAAGUGUCCCCAUGGCCUGAUGCUACCUCCACCAUACUUUACCCUAGGGAUGAUGCUCAGUGUUAGAUUUAUGCUACAUGUACCGGUUAGUGUUGAGGCCAGAAAGUUCCACUUACUCUCAUUCGGCCACAAGACCUUCUUCCACAUCUUGAGAGUAUCUUCUGAGUGACACUUGGCAGUCUUUAUGGGCAAGGAUAUAUUUUUUUAAAAGCCAGGGCUCAUUUCUUCUCACUCUUCCAUAAAUACUCUUUUUGUGCAAGGCUUUAGAGAUUAUGGAGCCAUGAACUUCAUCGCCAUUUGCAGCCACAGACUUGUGCAACUCACUCAGAGUGGCUGCUGGCAUCACGGUAGCCUCUCUUGUAAGAGCUAUUCUUCUCUGCGACUAAGUUUAGAGGGGAGGCCUGACCUAGGCAGUGUGGCUGUGGUUUCAUAUUGUUUCAAGUUUUUCACGAAAGACUGCACUGAACUCUGAGGUAUAUUCAGUGUCUUUGAAAUGGUUCUGUAUCUUUCCCCAAAUUUGUCAUUUUCUAUUAUCAUUUCCCUGACUUGAAUGCUCGUUUGUCUUCAUUGAAAUCUACCAUACUGUUGGACCUUACAGAGGGGGGUGGUAUUUAUUCAGGGGAUCCUCCAAUUUUCUACAUCAAUUAGGUGAGUUGUAAGGUAAAAUACAGUAUUGCACCUGAGGAAAGUUAGUGUAAUAAUUACAAAUGGGAUGAUUACUUUGGUUUUUAAUUAGUAAAUUGUGGACAGAUUUUGGAAUUUUUGACAUGCACAAAAUUUUGUAGAGUUGGCUCACAAAAAACCUACUUCAAAUGUUAGAAAUUGAGACAGUAAAAUGUGAAAAUAGUUGUGGGGGCUGAAUACUUAUUUAUUUCACUGUAGCUUGAGCAAUAAUUAUGCUUUGUAUAAAUUUAACAUUAGAUAUUUCUAGUAAAUAACACCAGGCUCUCAAUUACAAUACUGACGUGGGCUUACAUGUACUUGUAAAAUCUUGAAGCACAUAUUUAAAAAUCAUUCAAAGUUUUGUAGUGUGUUUCUAUCCCCACUAAUCUAUUUUGAUGUAAUUUUGUUUUAAAUAAUUUGUUCUUUCCACAACCAGCAUCAACUUUACAGAGCAUACCUUGUAACCAUGCUUUUCAAUUAGCAAAUUUUCAAUUAUGAAUUGAUAUAUUCCAAAUGAAAUUUGAUUUUUAUUACAAAUACUACUGCCCAUAUUAACUGGAAUGGUGUGGAAUGAAUUGUGAGAUAACCUUGGCUUGAUGUAUUCUCUGGUGCACCACCCUUGUCCACAUCACUGAUUUAAGAAUAUAAUUAAUACCACAAUGCAUUUACAGUUAAAUGGCUUCAGUCGUCUGUGUUAAUGUUAUGUUGAGCAAAAUGCAGAAGACAUGGUCAGUACAGAAAUUAUAGCAGUGUGGGCCUAGCCUUGCUAAACUUCAAGCUACUCAUGGAGAUAGAUCAACAAUUGAGCCUGCCAGUUUUCUAACAUCCAAAAUACCCAGCCAAAGGAGAAUGUACAUGGGAAGCAACCAUUUAUCCUAAAAGUAUAGAGGAGUCCCAUUUAGUGGAACUGGUUUUUCCCCCACCCCACCCCAGCUUUUUGUAGCUGGAAACCAGUUUGAACCUAAUAAUCAACUUCAUCAGAAGCCAUUUGGUUUUGCAUCCCCAUCUGGUUUAAUUCUCAACUGUAGUAGUAGGUAAGAUUUUAACUUAAAACAUCUUUUUCUUGCCUGAGUGAGUUUAAAUUUACUCCCUUUUCUCAUUCCUUAAAUGCUUUCUAGGACAAAAUAGAUUGAUAUUUAAAACAUAGUAUUUAUUAUAGAAGUGGUUUGUGUACAUUGUCAGUUGAAUCACUGCUACAAUGCACAUGGUCCUGCUGGAACAAUUUGACAUUGAGUAGUGUGUUUAAUUGAUAGUAAUGCAGAAAAAAGUAACAUACUAAAGAUUUUGUGAUAACUAUUUCGUAAAAGUCCCAAUUGGAUGGUUUUGAAGGUUGCUUUUCUCCCAGAGGGUAGUUAGUAUGACUUGCUCAUAUUGCAUAUUGUCAGGAAAUAUUUUUGUGCAUCUAUGAAUCAAUCCCUGCUGCUAUCGAAGAAAAAUAAAAAAUAUUCUGC
Mobula hypostoma (lesser devil ray) is the source of this 3932-nucleotide messenger RNA. RefSeq names its product annexin A5-like. The record is from RefSeq and is a predicted model, not a curated record. Gene Ontology annotation, molecular function: calcium ion binding; calcium-dependent phospholipid binding. Bases 124 to 1095 code for a protein of 323 amino acids. Lineage: Eukaryota; Metazoa; Chordata; Chondrichthyes; Myliobatiformes; Myliobatidae. The transcript is spliced from 13 exons. Gene Ontology annotation, cellular component: cytoplasm.